AUGAGCGGGGGCACCCCUUAUAUCGACAGCAAGAUCAGCCUUAUUUCCAAGGCAGAGAUCCGCUACGAGGGCAUCCUUUACACCAUCAACACAGAGAACUCCACCGUAGCCCUAGCGAAAGUUUGCUCCUUUGGUACAGAAGACAGACCAACAGAUCGUCCAAUACCGCCUCGAGAUGAAGUGUUUAAAUACAUUAUAUUCUGUGGGAGUGAUAUUAAGGACCUCACUGUUUGUGAGCCACCAAAACCACAAUGUUCUUUGCCUCAGGACCCAGCUAUUGUUCAGUCUUCACUAGGCUCAUCUACUUCUUCAUUCCAGUCAGUGGGUUCCUAUGGACCUUUUGGCAGGAUGCCAGCGUACAGUCAGUUCAGCCCAAGUUCAUUAGUCAGCCAGCAAUUUGGUGCUGUUGGUGUUGCUGGAAGCUCCUUGACAUCCUUUGGAACAGAAACAUCAAACAGCAGUACCCUAUCCCAAAGUAGUGCAGUUGGUUCUGCCUUUACACAGGAUACAAGAUCUCUAAAAACACAGUUAUCUCAAGCUGAAGUACACAAAGUUACAAGACCAGAAAAUGAGCAACUCAGAAAUGAUAGCAAGAGACAAAUAGUUCCAUGUGCUCCUUCAGCUCCAAGAAGAGGGCGUAGAGGUCAUCGAGGUGGCAGGGGAAGAUUUGGUAUUCGACGAGAUGGUCCAAUGAAAUUUGAGAAAGACUUUGACUUUGAAAGUGCAAGUGCACAAUUUAACAAGGAGGAAAUCGACAGAGAUUUUCAUAAUAAACUAAAAUUGAAAGAAGAUAAACUUGAGAGACAGGAGAAGCCUGUAAAUGGUGAAGAUAAAGGAGACUCAGGAGUUGAUACC
Molecule: messenger RNA, 855 nt
Organism: Manis javanica (Malayan pangolin)
Lineage: Eukaryota; Metazoa; Chordata; Mammalia; Pholidota; Manidae
Source: RefSeq, a predicted model, not a curated record